AUGGCGGGCCCCGGCAAAGAGCACCUGUACAAGGUGCUGGUGAUCGGCGACCUGGGGGUGGGCAAGACCUCCAUCAUCCGCCGUUACGUGCACCACACCUUCUCGCACAACUACCGGGCAACCAUCGGCGUCGAUUUCGCGCUGAAAGUGCUGAGGUGGGAGGCCGACGAGACGGUACGCCUGCAGCUGUGGGACAUCGCCGGCCAGGAGCGCUUCGGCAACAUGACGCGGGUGUAUUACCGCGAGGCCACGGGCGCGAUGAUCGUUUGCGACGUCACACGCCCGAGCACCUUUGAGGCGGUGCUCAGGUGGAAGGAGGACCUGGACUCCAAGCUGACGUCAGGGGAUGGUCGAGGCGUCGCCACCGUUCUUCUGGUCAACAAGUGCGAGCAAGGUCGCAAGCUCGCCAACGGCGGACUCAAGAUAGAGCAGUUCUGCAGGGAGCACGGAUUCGCCGGCAUCUUCGAGACCUCCGCCAAGGACAACGUGAACAUAGACGAGGCGGCCAACUUCCUGGUAAAGCAAAUCAUGGCAAGAGAGCACACCUUCCAGAGGCGAAUCGCCGCAUCCGACAGCAUCACGGCGCAACUGGACCCAAAACGCCAUCAGCCCAACGGAUGUGGAUGCUUGAAGUGA
Molecule: messenger RNA, 636 nt
Organism: Nerophis lumbriciformis (worm pipefish)
Lineage: Eukaryota; Metazoa; Chordata; Actinopteri; Syngnathiformes; Syngnathidae
Source: RefSeq, a predicted model, not a curated record